Phascolarctos cinereus (koala) is the source of this 3763-nucleotide messenger RNA. It is a transcript of the gene EDEM1, whose product is annotated as ER degradation enhancing alpha-mannosidase like protein 1. NCBI's taxonomy places the organism in Eukaryota, Metazoa, Chordata, Mammalia, Diprotodontia, Phascolarctidae. The record is from RefSeq and is a predicted model, not a curated record. Gene Ontology annotation, cellular component: membrane. Gene Ontology annotation, molecular function: calcium ion binding; mannosyl-oligosaccharide 1,2-alpha-mannosidase activity. Gene Ontology annotation, biological process: carbohydrate metabolic process; mannose trimming involved in glycoprotein ERAD pathway; endoplasmic reticulum mannose trimming.
UCUGUCGGUCCGUCCGGUCCUCCGCCGCUCGCUCGCUCGCUGGGCCGGCGGGGAGGCCCCGCGCUCGGGGGAGAAUGCCCGCGGAGCCCGGGCCACCAUGCAAUGGAAGUCGCUGGUCCUGGGGCUGCUGCUGCUGCGGCUCGGCCUGCACGGCGCCCUCUGGCUCGCCUUCGGCCUGGGCCACAGCUUGGGCUUCUACCAGCGCUUCCCCAUCAGCUUCGGCUUCCAGUGCCUGAGGGGCCCCGAGGGCCGCGCCGAGGCCGCCGAGGCCGCCUCUUCCGCGCAGCCCUCCUGGCUGAAGGCGCCGGGGCUCAGGGGGCCGCGCCCGCCGCGGGCGCAGGCGGGGCGGCGGCCUCGGCCCGAGCGGGGCCCGGGGCAGGCGACGCCGGGCGUGUGCCCUAAGUCGUACUGGGCGUCGCUGCUGGGCGGCCGGGCCCGGGGCGCGGGGGGCGACGAGUACGAGCGGCGCUACAGCGGCGCCUUCCCCCCGCAGCUGCGGGCGCAGAUGCGCGACCUGGCCCGCGGCAUGUUCGCCUUCGGCUACGACAACUACAUGGCGCACGCCUUCCCCGAGGACGAGCUCAACCCCAUCCACUGUCGGGGCCGGGGGCCGGACCGCGGGGACCCUUCGAAUCUGAACAUCAAUGAUGUUCUAGGAAACUAUUCAUUAACCCUGGUUGAUGCCUUGGAUACGCUUGCAAUAAUGGGAAAUUCAUCAGAGUUCCAGAAGGCAGUGAAAUUAGUGAUCAACACAGUUUCAUUUGACAAAGAUUCCACAGUCCAAGUCUUUGAGGCUACAAUCAGGGUCCUUGGAAGUCUCCUGUCUGCCCAUAGAAUAAUAACUGACUCCAAACAGCCCUUUGGUGACAUGACAAUUAAGGAUUAUGAUAAUGAAUUGUUGCAUAUGGCUCGGGAUCUGGCAUUGAGAUUGCUCCCUGCCUUUGAAAAUACAAAAACUGGAAUUCCCUAUCCUCGGGUGAAUCUCAAGAGCGGGGUGCCCCCUGACGGCAGCAAUGAGACUUGCACCGCCGGCGCCGGCUCCCUGCUGGUGGAGUUUGGGAUUCUGAGCCGGCUGCUGGGGGACUCGACCUUUGAGUGGGUGGCUAGGCGAGCAGUGAAGGCCCUUUGGAACCUGCGCAGCAAUGACACGGGUCUCCUAGGGAAUGUCGUGAACAUCCAAACAGGCCACUGGGUUGGGAAGCAGAGUGGCCUUGGUGCUGGGUCGGAUUCCUUCUAUGAAUACCUCUUGAAAUCUUACAUCCUCUUUGGAGAAGAUGGUGACCUGGAGAUGUUUAAUGCUGCCUAUCGGAGUAUCCAGAGCUAUUUAAGAAGAGGCCGGGAAGCUUGUAAUGAAGGUGAAGGAGACCCGCUGUAUGUGAAUGUCAACAUGUUCAGUGGCCAUCUGAUGAAUACCUGGAUUGACUCUCUGCAGGCGUUUUUCCCUGGAUUACAGGUAUUAAUAGGGGAUGUGGAAGAUGCCAUCUGCCUUCACGCCUUUUAUUAUGCCAUCUGGAAGCGAUAUGGUGCCCUCCCAGAGCGGUACAACUGGCAACUACAGGCCCCUGAUGUCCUCUUUUACCCUUUGAGGCCAGAGCUGGUGGAGUCAACCUAUCUCCUUUACCAGGCAACCAAGAAUCCCUUUUACCUCCAUGUAGGAAUGGAUAUUCUUCAGAGCCUGGAAAAGUAUACAAAAGUCAAAUGUGGUUAUGCUACAUUACAUCAUGUCAUAGACAAAUCAAAAGAGGACCGGAUGGAAAGUUUCUUUCUGAGUGAGACCUGUAAAUACUUGUAUCUGUUGUUUGAUGAAGAGAAUCCAGUGCACCAAUCUGGAAACAGAUACAUGUUUACUACUGAAGGGCAUAUCGUGUCUGUGGACAAACAUCUUCGGAACUCUCCUUGGAAAAAAUCCCUUUCAGAAGAGGGAGAGGAGCACCAGGAAGAAAAACAUGUGCCUCGACCCAAACCUUUGGACUUAAAAGUGAUCAAUUCAAGCCUAAAUUGCAAUCGUAUUCCUGAUGAGAGAAGGUAUUCUCUGCCCCUCAAGAGUAUCUACAUGAGACAGAUUGAUCAGAUGGUCGGCCUGAUUUGAGGGAUCACCUUGCAUGGUGAUGUUUAAACAAACAGAUACAGAGGUCUAACUGAAGUGGAAGGAGUACAAAAGUCUGGCCAUGAAUAAUAUGAUGAUGGAGGUUUGGCCAGCAACGUACUUGCUCUCUGUUCUUGCAUAUUUUAAUUAUUCUCUCCAGUUCAAAACACAAUGAAAAUUGGUCCCCUGUAUUUCUUUAUCAAGAUUUGAAAUCAAGAGUAGCUGAUAGAUUGUCCCUUUACUGAACACAGUAGUCACUGAGCAAAGCUGAAGUGACAACUCUGAUUUUACAAUAGACUGCUUGUGAAGGCCAGUAUUAAGGAGUGGCUACCUCUUGUCAUAGAGGCUGGCGCUACCUUUUUGCAGUGGGAUUGUGGUUAAGAUCCCUCUACAGAAGGGUUUACUGGGUUCACUUCUUUUUUUUCAAACAGCAAUGUUUUCUCUUGUGGGAUGGUUAGGCUGUCUCCUAGCUCUCCAGUAAGCCAUCAUCUGUCCUGAUUUUGGAUUACAUUUAUUUUUAAAGAAAAGAAAAUUAAUCUUUUGCCACCAAUGUGCCAAGUAACCCUAACUAAUCAUUACUGCCAUGUCUGAAUUCUAACCAAUGGCUUCUGAAGGAUCAUAUCAUGGAACUAAGAAAUGACCUUGUUUUAAAAUCUAAAGUAACAUGGACUCUCCAGAAGAACUCCAGUAGUCCCACACCUUUGGGGUGGAGCAGAACUGCUCAGUGCUCCUCCCAGGCUUUUCGUGAUUUUAAGUGCUUGAAUUGUUGUCAUGCUUGCUGGCCAUGCUUCUUGAUCCUGACCAUGUUUAGGUUAAAAAAAAAAAAUCUUUUUUUGUUCAGUUUCAUCUCUAGUGCUCAUUGAAUGGAGAUGGGGAAAGAAAAUCACCAGGAUGAUACUCUUAUAUGGUUUGGGCAUUUUUCCUGCCCAAGUUUCAGUUAGUGCCUUACGAUGACUCGGUUAUGGGUCACUGAAAAUCUAAGCUGCUUCUACUUUUUAGCAGGCUCAGUUUGUGUUAGGAUCUCAUGGUGUUAGCAUAGAGCUAGGUAGGGCUGGAAUAAAAUAGUGAAAGAAUGGAUAGAUUGUUAUUCCUUAGGAAUGACUUGUGGUGGUGGGAAAAUGGACAGUAGGGACCUUUCAAUAUUUCAUUUCAGGGAAGUAAGUAACCAGGGAACUAGACUAACUUUUGGAGUGAAAAACCUCCUCUUGUUAGAAAGAAACAGAAAACUCUGGUUGGUAGUGUGUUUCCUUCACGCAUUGAUGCAAACAUGUCAUUAGUGAACUCAAACUAGAACUGAACUCUAAUAGCUGAUCUGAGGACUGUUACCAUCAAAGGUCGUGAUCUGGGCUGUCAGACACAGUGAGCUCCGGCCUUGCUUGUAUAUCCUACCUUGUCACUGCUGCCCACUUCAGAUUUUCUUUACCCUUUUUCUAAAGGGAAGCAGAUUGCUACUUAAACCCUCACAUUUAUCAACCAACUGGGGAAUUUUUCAUUCCUUUUUUUUUGGGGGGGUAAGUUUUAGUAGUUUUAGGUGUUUUAAGUUUUCUUAAAUUAGAUGUAAGAUUCAGCUCUUGGAUAUUUUUCAUAAUGUGGUUCAGAAACCUGUCAGCUCAUUUUAAAACUCUUUGCCAUUACAUAGGAUAUACUUUUUUAAAAAGCAAAAACAUAAAAUAUUGA